Messenger RNA from Cyclospora cayetanensis, 1473 nucleotides. RefSeq names its product calponin homology domain-containing protein DDB_G0272472. The record is from RefSeq and is a predicted model, not a curated record. The transcript has 3 exons. The coding region runs from base 1 to 1473 and encodes 490 amino acids. Lineage: Eukaryota; Apicomplexa; Conoidasida; Eucoccidiorida; Eimeriidae.
AUGAGUGGCAGGUUUUUUUGGGAUAACCCUAACUGCUUUGGGAAACGUCUGGCAGUUCCUGGGGUGACCCUAUAUGAGAGAGACCUACAAUGCAUACAGAAGCUUGCUUCGGGAGCUUUAACCGCCUUAGACCCCGGAACGAAGGAGCUGUUGCUUUACAGGACUGUAAAUCAGAAAGGAACAGUUACAAAGGCCCUUAGUUGGCGAAAUUCACCUUGCGGCACCAAGCAAAACAACCUUAUUGUACGGCCACACCAACAAGAGCCCCGUAGCCCAGAGCCUUUCAGGCACGAUGUGGAAGGGCCGGAAGAAAAGGAAUUACUUGAAGAUGUAUCAGCUGAGCGAGACAAAGAUUUGCCUCAGAGGAAGGAUGAAAAAUUUAGAGUUUUCAUCCGGGCACUAAUGAUAGCUGACACAGUCGCUGGGCAAAAGGAACAGCAGAGAUGGGCCCAAGAGAAGCGCGCUACAGAGAAAUUGCGCCAGUCUUACUUCGAUAGCAAGGAAGAGAGGAAAAUGCAGCCGCUCGCUGCUGAGGAGCUGGAUGGAAAUGUAGUGCAGGCGGGGGUAAUGCUAAAGCAUCAAAUUGAGGAAAGGGCUAAACAGAGAAUGAGGGCAUGUGAGGAGACAAGCGCUGCACUGGAAGCCAUGAGGAAGCAGUUACAGGACUCUGAACAAGCAGAAAUCGAGGGGAAUAACGCGAAAAAGGAAAAGAUUAGAAGUCUGCAUAGGGAUUUGAUGCUGGAGAAUGAAGCACUCCGACUAAGACGCAAAGCUGCACAUGCCCAGAAGCAAGCUGAUGAGGCUGCAGCCCUUGCCUGCGCGGCGAAAAUCCAACAGCGCGAGGAGAUGAUAAGGAAGAGAAGAGACGAGAUUAGGGCUUGUGCUCUUGAUAGAAGUGAAAGACUUACGGCCCAUGGAGCAGCCGCACUAACUGCAGCCCAGAUACAGGAAAGUUUACGCCAGGAACGUCAGCAAGCUCAAUGGGAGGCCAAUGUGAACGACGCCGAAGAGAAGAAGCAGAAAAAUAGGCAGUUCCGGGUCCGGCAGCUGAUAGCAAGUAGAGAAGGGCAACUCGAAGAGAAGAGACGGGAGGAAGAGCGACGGAAAAGAGAUGAUUUGGAAUAUGCUGAAUUUCUGCGAGCAGCGGCAGUCGCUGCUGAUGCUAAGGAAGAGCAGCAGCGCCAGGAGCAGCGUAGGCGCUGUUGGCAGGUAAGGCUGGAGCAGGAAAGGCAAGCAAAAGAAAGAGAACAAUUAAAGAAGCAGGAGCGCGAGCGGAUGGUAGCAGACGAACAAAAGGCGGUUGCUUACAUCGAUGAAGAAGAUCGCACAUUCCAGCGAUUCGCGGAGGACAUUAUAGAGGCAGCAAAGGAAGCUGGAGCAGAAUGGCGCAUAUUGGAAGUUACCAAGCAGAGGCUGCUGAGCCGUAGCAGUAUUAGUAGACCCAGACGCACAACUGAGGACGAAGACGAAUAG